Leishmania braziliensis MHOM/BR/75/M2904 is the source of this 2127-nucleotide messenger RNA. RefSeq lists its product as hypothetical. The transcript has a single exon. The coding region runs from base 1 to 2127 and encodes 708 amino acids. The record is from RefSeq and is a predicted model, not a curated record. Lineage: Eukaryota; Euglenozoa; Kinetoplastea; Trypanosomatida; Trypanosomatidae.
AUGAGCAGCACCGUACGUGUCGCGUCGAGCUCCAUCUCUGUGGCUAAGCCACCGGCCUCCUCCUGCCGUAUGCACACCCCAUCCGGCUCCCCGAAGGCUGACGUCGCUGACUCUAGCGCCGGCUCUUUGGCCAAUCAAGAAAGCGUUGGCGCGCAUGAGUCCGCAAGGCGGACACGGCAUGUGACAUUUGAUGAGGCAUCCAUCGGGUACCUCGGCACCUACGGGAGUCAUCGUGUGCACGAAGAAAGUCGACCGAGGGUGCCUCCCGAGAAUGUGGUCUGCGGGACUGCAAUGCUAUCGUCCUGCGCCGCGAGCGACGGUGGCGGAUGUCAACCGCUGGCUGCCACGGCGGCGUCCAUGGGUAAACCAAACGCCGACAGCUGGGGGGCCGAUUCAGAGUGGUUCAACGAGGUAUUCGGGGCUCAGCUCACCCCGGUCACCGCCACGGCUCACUCUGCAACGGCAGUACCCACUUCAUCUUUGGCAGCCGCGGCAAGCGAGCCACCACCGUUGCCUUCCAGCACCCUCAUCGUGCGCCCUUCAAGAGUGUCACUUUCCUCGUUUUCGGCUUCGUUACCCUCGUCAAGUACAGUGUCAGAACUGGCAGACACGGCGGCUCGCGGUAGCGCACGUCGACUCGGAACAGCAGGGCCCAAUCGGGGCAAGUAUACGAUCAGCAGCUAUCAGAGCUUUGGCGCAUCUGCCCCCAUCACCCGCUCACGCACCUUCCAGAGCACGCGCGUCGGCAUGAAUGCGCACCUCGCCAGAGACUCUGCUGGUGCUGCUACCCCAGCAAGCAGCAACAUGAGUGUUGGCGAAGCCAGCCAGCCUACCAGCGACGGCGGCCGUUACUCGUCACCAGUGCUGACUUACGGACACGCUUUCUUCGCUACAUCAACGCGUCUCGGCAACAAUAGUGUCGUAGCUCCGUCCUGUUCACCAAGUGCCAUUCUCCCGCCCCCACCACUAUCUGUGCGUGACUUGCGCCGCCGCUCCCCAGCAACGCCACCUUCUUUGGCAGCGUUUGCGGCGGUGGCAGGCGGUAGCGGAGCGGAUGGGCCCUGUGGCAGCAGCAGUCACCGCCGCCUUUCGUCUCCCAGCGUAUCCUUCUCGAACAUUCAGGCUUCGCUGGCAGAGGUGACGGAGAGCGGACAGGGUACUGAGUCCAUAAAGCAAGAGGCCUCCCUGGUACCACCGCGCACCCAGACACUGGCCACGGACCAACGCGAUGACGAGUCCCCCACUUUACGUGCAAUGAAGUUGUCUGUGGGCGAGCGUCGCUUGCUCCAAGCCGUGAUGACGGUAAAUGUGCGCAAACGGCGCAUCGCUCCCGAGAUCGUCCCGUUCGUGGCCCCGAGGACAAACACCAGUGCGUCUCCCAUGAGCACGACAGAGACACCGAACAGCAAACUCAGCAGCGACGCUGACGGUGGCCUCAAUAGCAUCCCCAUCUUCACCUCGAGCUCUGCUGGGCGUGCUGUGCGAGCACUACGUGAGACAGCCCGGUCGAUGGACGAUCCCCACGCCAAGGUUCUUUCCCGAGAUGUGCGUCAGUCUAUAGAUGUCGGUGCGCCCUUGUCGUCCCCCACAGCCUCUCUUUGUUCACGCGUCAGCCAUUCUGCAGCCGUGGACGAGGAGAGCAGCGCUGACUCGAGCGUGCGAACAGGUGUUUUCAGCGCUCAGCUGUCUAGUAGAUGCAGCACUACAGCGCCGCCAACAACUGUCUCGGCAACUAGCGGCAUGAAUGGCAACCCCAGAAGCACCACCGUCCCGAGCGCCGACUCCCUCAGCAGUGCACCCUCGUCCUCACUUCACCCUUCCCCUGGGCAAAGGUUUUCAGCAGUUAGAAGGAGCGGCUCUCAGACGUCGUGGAAGGAUGACACCGUCACCGCCGCCCCCUCUGCGUUGCUCAGCGAAACGCGCCGACCAAGGGCAUUCACACCGCGCUCGCACAGCCAUCGGGGGAGGAUGUCCGCUUCCCAGCUGGUGCACUGUCAGUCAGACAGCUGCGAUAGGGACGAGGACGAGUCAGAGCCGCACAUACAGGUACCGGUGCCCACCCCGCGAACAUCAGCUGGCACGUCGAAUUGGGCAGCGCCGCGCCGACGCAGUGGCCACCGCAGAUGA